Acyrthosiphon pisum (pea aphid) is the source of this 1680-nucleotide messenger RNA. RefSeq names its product sporozoite surface protein 2. The record is from RefSeq and is a predicted model, not a curated record. The coding region runs from base 135 to 1415 and encodes 426 amino acids. Lineage: Eukaryota; Metazoa; Arthropoda; Insecta; Hemiptera; Aphididae. The transcript has 2 exons.
GCCAACCAAACAUCAGUCUUCUACGGUCUGCGACCAGGAAUAAAGACAACGACCAUUCGAAUCGUCAUUACAGUGAUUAACAUUCCGUGCAAUACUAUCCAUUUCUUUUCGGGUUCCCCGUCAAGACAUCCAACAUGAACGUGAAAAUUGCAGUCUUCUUCUUCGCAGUGGCGACGCUUCUCCAGCUAUCUCACUGUAUACCAACGCAUCGUUAUGCUAGAGAAACACCGGAUUGGACAUCUAGAAUCAAAGAAUAUUUCAACAAGAUUCCAGGCUACGGGUCAUCUGAAUCACAGACGACACCGUCGCCAACAUCCCAGCCAGAAUCAUCAUCGUAUCAGCCAGGUACCGCUUCAGCAUCUGAGCUACAUCCUUUAAUCGCUACUAAAGAAGGAUCGUCCAAUGUCCCAUCAUUCGGAAGUUACGUACCAAAUAUGCCAAAUAUGCCAAGCAUGCCAAAUAUGCAAAGUUAUUACCCGAGCCAAAUGCCUCAAUCAAUGAACCCUAGUAAUUACAUGAACUCAAUACCAGGCUCCUCUAAUGCUGCGGGCUCUACCGGAGCUGGAUCUGCACCAGAAGCUUCAAUAGCCGCUAAAGAAGGAUCGUCCAAUGUCCCAUCAUUCGGAAGUUACGUGCCAAAUAUGCCAAAUAUUCCAAAUAUGCCAAAUAUGCAAAGUUAUUACCCGAGCCAAAUGCCUCAAUCAAUGAACCCUAGUAAUUACAUGAACUCAAUACCAGGCUCCUCUAAUGCUGCGGGCACUACCGGAGCUGGAUCUGCACCAGAAGCUUCAAUAGCCACUAAAGAAGGAUCGUCCAAUGUCCCAUCAUUCGGAAGUUACGUACCAAAUAUGCCAAAUAUGCCGAGCAUGCCAAAUAUGCAAAGUUAUUACCCGAGCCAAAUGCCUCAAUCAAUGAACCCUAGUAAUUACAUGAACUCAAUACCAGGCUCCUCUAAUGCUGCGGGCUCUACCGGAGCUGGAUCUGCACCAGAAGCUUCAAUAGCCGCUAAAGAAGGAUCGUCCAAUGUCCCAUCAUUCGGAAGUUACGUACCAAAUAUGCCAAAUAUGCCGAGCAUGCCAAAUAUGCAAAGUUAUUACCCGAGCCAAAUGCCUCAAUCAAUGAACCCUAGUAAUUACAUGAACUCAAUACCAGGCUCCUCUAAUGCUGCGGGCUCUACCGGAGCUGGAUCUGCACCAGAAGCUUCAAUAGCCGCUAAAGAAGGAUCGUCCAAUGUCCCAUCAUUCGGAAGUUACGUGCCAAAUAUGCCAAAUAUUCCAAAUAUGCCAAAUAUGCAAAGUUAUUACCCGAGCCAAAUGCCUCAAUCAAUGAACCCUAGUAAUUACAUGAACUCAAUACCAGGCUCAUCCAAUGCUGCGGGCACUACCGGAGCUGGAUCUGCACCAGGCUCGCCAUAGGUUUAAGAACUCAAUUAAUUUACCUCAACAAAUGUAACGACGCGUAAUACAUACAUAUUAAACUAAUGUUUAUAUUCUCUAAUUUUGUUAAAAAAAAAUAAAGAUGUCUCAAUUUAUUGAUUUUUUCUGUAUAUCAUUUAUAAUAUUUUUGAUAUAAUGUAAAUUUUGAAAAUAAAUCAAAUUUUAUAGUUAAAAUUCUACUAUAAUAAUAUUAUAUUAAUAAUUAAUAAUUGUAUUUAAUUAAAAUAAUAUACUGUGUUGUAUC